Messenger RNA from Linepithema humile (Argentine ant), 1036 nucleotides. RefSeq names its product translocator protein. NCBI's taxonomy places the organism in Eukaryota, Metazoa, Arthropoda, Insecta, Hymenoptera, Formicidae. Gene Ontology annotation, cellular component: mitochondrial outer membrane. The record is from RefSeq and is a predicted model, not a curated record.
AGUUUAUUGUAGUUAAUGUUACACAUUGUUUCAACGAAAGUUCGGUAAAAUCCAAGUGGGUCUGUGCGCCAGGAGAUUCGAUUGAAAAAGGUACAACUGGACGGGAAAUGCUUGACGGAGCGAUAUAAGUGUUAGCCGGCGCCAAUUAUGUGUCGUCAUAGCUAGACGGCUACGUCACACUGUGUAGUCUAGCCGCUGCAAAUUGUGACGCUGCACUAACUCGUCCAGUGCCUCCGUCAACGCCGUCCGCGUGAGCUGACACGGCGAAUUAUUUUCUACGCGGUGCAUUUGUCUCAGUUAGCGCGCAUCCGGAGGCCAAGAUGGCAUGGAUGAUGAAUUGGGCCCUGCUGAUAGCGAUAAUUAUUCCAACUGUCGGUGGCUCGAUCAUCGGCGAGGUCUUCGUGAAGAAAAAUAUGGCCUGGUACGAGUCGCUGAAAAAACCUAAGUACAAUCCACCGUUCGCGUUCGUAUGGACCGCUCUCUACUGUAUGAUGGGCCACGCGUCCUACUUAGUGUGGCGGGACGGGGGUGGCUUCGAGGGGGCGGUUCUACCCCUCAGCGUUUAUGGCGUCAAUCUCGCCCUCAACUGGCUGUGGACGCCGCUUUUCUUCGGGAUGCACCGACUAAAAUGGAGUCUCUACGAAGUUGUGAUGUUGGACGCCAGCACGGCCGCGCUCGGGAUCGUGUUUUAUCCAGUCAAUUCCGUCGCUGGUUACAUUAUCAUUCCCUACUUCGUAUGGGUCUGUUACGCUACGCUGCUUAACUAUGCCAUUUACCGAAACAACAAAGAUCUCCCCGAGAAGAUCAAGAAUGACAACUAAAUGAGAUGGAGAACGUCGCCCGUAAACGUCCGCUGAGAAACUCAGCAUCUCGUGUCAGCGCAGAUGUACUUUGUAGAAUCAAGUUUUUGGUAUCUGAUUUGAGCAUACAUUGCGUGAAAAUAUACUGAUAGACAUUUGCCGAAAGAAAAUCGAAGAAAGCAAAGAGAAGUAUCGCUGCAAAAUUUUUCAUCAAAAUCUAUCGCUUCUUUUUACUU